Messenger RNA from Loxodonta africana (African savanna elephant), 1044 nucleotides. RefSeq names its product IQ motif containing F1 (gene IQCF1). The record is from RefSeq and is a predicted model, not a curated record. Gene Ontology annotation, molecular function: calmodulin binding. NCBI's taxonomy places the organism in Eukaryota, Metazoa, Chordata, Mammalia, Proboscidea, Elephantidae. The transcript is spliced from 2 exons.
AUGAAGAAGGUGAAGAGGAUCAGAGCCCUUUCCUGGCAUAUUGUGGGGCUGAGGUGGGCAGGAAACAUUCCUUUAGUGUCCCCUGGUUUUUCUUGCAAGCCCCCAGAAAACCAAAAGAAGUCCCCCAACAAUGAUCUGGAAGUUAUAAAGAUCCAGGCCUAGUGGCGUGGGACGCUGGUGCGCAGGACACUGUUGCAUGCAGCCCUCAGGGCCUGGGUCAUUCAGUGCUGGUGGCGGCUGAUCCUGGCGAGGCUUCUGGAGAAGAGGCGGCAGGCUGCGCUGGAGGUCUUUACAAGGAAGGAGUGGGCGGCAGUCAGGCUACAGUCCUCGGUCCGCAUGUGGUGCAUCCGCAGGCACUACUGUCAUGUGCUCAAAGCUGUCCGCAUCAUCCAGGCCAACUGGCGGUGUUACUCCUGUGCUUCCCGGGGUUCCAUCAAGGGCCACUACAGAGUCAUAGCCAACCAAGUGCAUGUCAAACUGGAGUUCUUCCUGGGCUCAGGGCCUUGCAUUAUGACAGAGCGUCUUCUCCUCCCAAUAAAGGAGUGAAAUGUUCUUCCCUCAGCCUCUCUCUGUUUGACAAGGUCCAGGAAGUCAAGGCACACAAAGGCAAAUGAUGGCAGCUUUGAGGAAUCAGCAGGGGUUGUCUGAGGCCCCGCGCGUAGAGGAUUCUGAGCCCUUUGUCCAGACUGAGUAGGGACUGUGAUUGAUUAGUGAUGUGGCUGAGCACUCGGCUGAUAACCAAAUGUCUGGCAGUUCGAACCCACCAUCCACUCUAUGGGAGAAAGAUGUAGCAGCCUGCUUCCGUAGAUUUACAGCCUUGGGAACCCUAUAGGGGAGUUCUACUGUGAUCUAUAGGGUCACUAUGAGUUGGAAUCCAUUCGACAGCAAUGAGUUUAGUUUUUUUUUUGUCUGCCAUAGACAGGAGUGUUGGGGGUGCAGGGCCACUAUGUCAGCCAACUCUAGAGAGCUUCAUUCACAUGUGGCCUGUGUAAAUGGCCCCCCACACCCACCCCACCCCAUGGUUGGUAAAAUAGAAGUGUGGAA